CCCAUUAUCAAACAAGGCGCCCUGUCUCGCGCCACUCAUAACCGACACCGCCUAGGGUUGGGUUAGCUACCCCGGCACAAUUCGUCGCUAGAAAUUUGGGAUUGGUCACAACUUCAGACCUAACCACCCCCAAAACGGAAGCUCAGAAAAACAGCAGGAAACACAGGAAGCAAAUCUGAGACACAGUUGAGCAGCUCUCCUCUCUUCAGCUUGCUCUUCUACCCAUUCAUGCCGACCCUGACAAAUUUCUACACCAUGCAAGAAGCCUCCCUGCACGACUCCAAGGACGACUGCUGGGUCGUCAUUGAUGGCAAGGUAUAUGAUGUGACUUCUUAUUUGGAUGAACACCCCGGUGGAGAUGACGUCGUCCUUGCUGUGACUGGGAAAGAUGCAACUGAUGAAUUCGAAGAUGCGGGGCAUAGCAAAAGUGCGAGGGAGCUUAUGGAGAACUUCUUUGUUGGUGAGCUUGAUGCAUCCUCUACAGCUAUUCCUGAACUUGAAAUUUCUGCCAAGAAACAACCGGUAGUCCUUACCCAGAAGCUCAUGGACAUUACAGCGCAACACUGGGCUGUUUCUGUGGCCAUUGUUGGCAUCUCUGUUAUUGCUGGUUAUCUAUAUGUGCGUAGGAAAUAAGCAAUUCUUUUUGCUUCCUUGUUGAUUGGUAUGGCUGUUGUCAUAAAUUUUGAUCGUGUAAUUGAAUGAAUGUGCAUUUGCCUCCAGUAUUUUUAGGGUUUCUGGAACUAGGAAUGGUCACUAAUGGACCUUCCUACUACACAUGAAUGACACGUGUAGCUCAUAGUCUUUCAGGAAGACAACAUUUGAACUGAAGGUGGUGAUUGUUAUGUUUACAAUUGUGUAUUCCUACAGCAGGUUGAAGGGAAAUUGCCCUCUGCUAUCAAUCUUCAGGGUUCAAUAA
Malania oleifera is the source of this 916-nucleotide messenger RNA. Its product is annotated as cytochrome b5. Gene Ontology annotation, cellular component: membrane; intracellular membrane-bounded organelle. Gene Ontology annotation, molecular function: heme binding. The record is from RefSeq and is a predicted model, not a curated record. NCBI's taxonomy places the organism in Eukaryota, Viridiplantae, Streptophyta, Magnoliopsida, Santalales, Ximeniaceae. The transcript has 3 exons. The coding region runs from base 229 to 633 and encodes 134 amino acids.